This is a messenger RNA of Cercopithifilaria johnstoni, 309 nucleotides long. Lineage: Eukaryota; Metazoa; Nematoda; Chromadorea; Rhabditida; Onchocercidae. The record is from the annotation of a GenBank genome assembly.
AUGUUACACUGCAUGGAUCAAACCGUACUCACUUCACAUUACAGCCCGACCGGCCCAGUCCUUAGAGCCAAUCCUUAUCCCGAAGUUACGGAUCUAAUUUGCCGACUUCCCUUACCUACAUUAUUCUAUCGACUAGAGGCUGUUCACCUUGGAGACCUGCUGCGGAUAUGGGAACCGUGGCGCUUUACGGAAACAACGUCCCUAUCUCCGGCUGAACCGAUUCCAGGGAGUCCGUUCCUUAACCAGAAAAGAGAACUCUGGCUCGGGCUUUCUUCAAUGUUUCCGAGUUCAUUUGCGUUACCGCGCUAA